Messenger RNA from Rhizopus microsporus ATCC 52813, 402 nucleotides. RefSeq lists its product as uncharacterized. The transcript has a single exon. The record is from RefSeq and is a predicted model, not a curated record. Lineage: Eukaryota; Fungi; Mucoromycota; Mucoromycetes; Mucorales; Rhizopodaceae. Bases 1 to 402 code for a protein of 133 amino acids. Gene Ontology annotation, cellular component: mitochondrion. Gene Ontology annotation, molecular function: oxidoreductase activity.
AUGUCAUUUAGACCACCACGUUCGUUACCUAUUCUUACAUUAUUCCAUAAUGUCAAAUCAGAUAAUUCUAGAGCAGCUCUAAGGCUACUGCAGAGUCGACAAAAGAAUGCAGAUGGAGAAGAAAAGUAUCGUAUCGAUGUCAUGGAUGAAUACAAACAACCCAUAACAGACACACAAUUAAGGCAAGUAGCAAGCUAUUUGGAAAGCAAGACGCCAUGGAAGGAUAUGCUGUUGCCUGAAGCAAGUCAAAUCAUUGAUAAUGCACAAGAUGCGUUCAAAAUAAUCAAGGAUAAACCAGAAGUGCUUCGAUGUCCUAUUGUAGUUGACUGGGAAAGAGGAAGAGCAGCAAGUGGAAUCAAAGGAUUAGAGGAUAUUGAAAAAUUGAUUAAUGAAAGAAAAUAG